GUACCACCAUUACACACUACCUUACCAAGUGCAUGCGUGUGCAUAACUUGUCCAUGUGUGAGUGCGCGCAGCGUAGUCAGGCAUAGUGCAUAAUACAUGUGCGCGCAUACGCACCGGGCAUAAGCUGGCGAGCAGAAGGACUUGCUCGGCACGACGGCGACUCCGAUCGGUCUGGUACUCCUGCUGGGCCGCACGCCUAGGGAGGAGGCAUAACAGCGGGCAGCGGCAGAGCGAGCGACCACGCUUCCACCCUGUGCCGAGCAUAACAUACAUACAGAUUCAACAAGACAGCAUCGCAUUCCGAGCCGAAUAAACGGUUCGAUAAAAACGUAAGAAGCGUAGAGCCCAAUUGCCAUGUCGGGAAGUGACAGCCCAACAUUUUUUCACGGUCAGCCAUGGUCCAGUUGGAUAGAAAAAAUUGGGAGGGAUAAACCGUUGAGUGACGAUGAAACUGAAGACGAACCACGAAGCUCGGUAAUGCGCCUUGCUGCGGAAGAUAUCGAUCUCUAUGGUUUUUGUCCAGAAAGGGAUGCGUUUUACGGAGUGGUGUGCGAAAUUUGUAACGCGAUCGUUAAACCACAAGCCCUGAUACAGCAUAUGGAAAUACGACAUCCAUCUGGUACAGUGAACCUGCCGCCGCCUGCGAACCCGAUAGUAAAACCGAUAGCCAAAACAGCCUACUGCAAAGUAUCGAAGUUGAAGAAGACCCAGACGUCGCAGCUCCCGUCUAGCAGUAAAACGAACAAUACUACGUCGAACAAACGUACGGCGGAACAAGCGAACCUCCAACCACAAUUACCUCUAACGUCGCCACGAUCGCCGCUCGAAAACAUUCCGAUACAGAUAACAAACAGCGGCUCGACGGUCGGCUCGAGCCCGGUCAAAAGCCCGGGCAGCGGGAACCACCAACGUCGGAAAAAGCCGAAACCUGAACGCUCGCUGCUCAAGGACCGGGAGUAUGACCCGGACCGGCACUGCGGUGUCUGGAACGAUGAGACGGGGAAGCCCUGCACUCGCUCCCUCACCUGCAAGGCACACACGGUCUCGUUGCGGAGAACGGUCGCGGGGAGAAGUAAAACCUUCGACAAACUCCUCGCCGAGCACCGGGCCGCGAAGGAGUUCCCGCCGGCGAGGAGUUCGACGAAAGUGACUCUGACGGGAACGGUGACCAUGACCUCGACGUCCGCGUCUUCGUCCUCGUCCUCGUCGUCGAGCGCUGGUCAGAGCUUGAACGCGAUUGUGAUCGGUGCCGUGCAGACGAACACGGCCACUGAUUCGGGGACGCCGAGUUCGCCGCCGGUUCUCUCUCUGCCCGAUGCUUACCCCUUGCCAAAGACCAAGCUCGAGGAGGACUUCGCCAACCAAGAACUGAGCCUGGAGUCCUCGAUGGUCAAUUCGGGCGGCAUACCGGGCUCGAUAACCGGGCCCAUAUCGGUUCUGCUCCCGUCCUUGUCGCCGGCUACCGCUAAGAACGGAGAACCUUCGAUCGCCACUCUCGUACCUGCAGCCUGCACCGUUUCACCGGCGCCUUCGAUCGUCCCGGCCUCUCUGCCGACGGCGCAGCCGCUGAUAUCGAACAUCCUGGAGGCGGAAACUCCGGUGGAAUUGGACUCCGAAAGCAUAACGAUAUACUCGCCGAUUUCCGGUUACAAGGACUCCGGGAAGUCCCAGAUAAUCGUCCAGAUCCCGCCAUCGACCAUCAGCACUGCUCUGCAUUCCCCUAUCAGUAAAUCCUACACCGCCCAGGCGUCGAUGCCGUGUUUGAGCAUAUUCGAAAACUCGGUGCCAACGGCGACGGCGGCAACGUCCUCGGCGUCGGUGUCGGCGAGCCAAAUGAGCAACGGAAAACGGAACAACAACCACAUGGGUGGCUCGACAACCAGACCGUUGAAGCGGAGUAAACACGAUUUUUCGCAAGAGUAUUCGACCGCCAUUCAAGUGGAGGCGACGACCACGUCGACACCUUACCCUCACUUCGGGGACAUAUCUUGGUCCAACUGCCACCCUGAGCCGUUAGCAGUUAGUCGUUGGCUCCGCAUCACGUCCAACCGUAAACAAUACAACUUCAACAUUCACUGACACAAAACUCUACCUACUCCAGGCUAAAGGUUUUGCACGCGUCUCGUUUACCGAACUACCUCUUAAAUAUUUCGAAUUAUUUCCCAAAAUUCUUAUGGGUUAAUUAUUUUAAUAUUUUUUUUUUCUCCUCCCCCAAGUUUACGCCGAAUUUCAACCGUUCGAAAAGAGGCUAAAAGAUAUUCGGCGGCGAAAAGUAACGCGGAAUAAAUUUAUCUGUCUUUCAUUUUUCAGAAAUUCAAAUAUUUUUCUCCCGUUUCUUUUUUUUUUUUUUAUCUUUUCUUUCUAUUUUAAUAACUUUCCUUCAACUUUUUCUCCCCAACUUUCUUUUCUGCAAGUCGGUUUACCGGUUUACUGUACAGUUCGCAAACAGCAGUUUGGUUCAGUUCACCGAAAGGUGGGAUACCGGGAUCUGUUCGAAGCUGCAGUAAUUUUUUUUUUUUUUUUUUUUUGUAAUAUAUAAUUAGAAAAAACGAAA
Molecule: messenger RNA, 2554 nt
Organism: Diprion similis
Lineage: Eukaryota; Metazoa; Arthropoda; Insecta; Hymenoptera; Diprionidae
Product: ataxin-7-like protein 1
Exons: 5
Coding region: 355-2079 (574 amino acids)
Source: RefSeq, a predicted model, not a curated record